CUGUAGUUACCGCAGGGACGCAGCACAGAUUGCAGCACUGAGAAGUUUGUAGUUAAGUUAAGCUGAAAAAGGCUAACAGCUAGCUGUGAGCUAUGAAAAAAGGCCAGGGACAACAAAACCAUGGCAGACCAGUUUUCCUACCACAUCCACCCACUACCACCAAACCUGAGGAACACAAACCCACCCAGCAUCAGCACCACAGGGGCAGACUGCCCCCAGUGAGGAGAUAUCCCAUAGCAGAACCUAGGAUCUUCUACUCUGAGCUGAUUAGCUCAAGCCCAGCCCAAGCCCAAGCCCAAUCUCAAGUGCAGGUCCCAGUGUUUGAGCCGAGUUUGUUGUGCCAAGCUGGAUAUGCUCCCAACACUUCGAAAGCAAGCAUUUUCCGGACUCCCACUGACCUCUUCAGUAUCAUAGAGAAGGACAGGCAUGGACCAACCACAGAGAUCCUGCAGAAAUCAGACUUCUCCUCAAGGGGCUACACAGCUAAAGUGCAGUUGCCUUACAAACACCCACCCGGCCAACCUCCCCGCAAGCUCGUGAUCGAGAGGCUGAGGCAGGAGUAUCUAAAGUUAGACAUCGAUGAACUCCUGGCUGAUCUUGGCAUUGAUUCCAAACAGCUGAUACCAAGAGAGCUGAGCAGUGAGGGCCACACAGAAGACGCCCACACAUCCAGAUCUAAAAGCCCCUCUCCACCUGAGGCAAAGAAACCAUGCCCACCAGUUUCUAACUACCUUCCUCUGGAGAUAUUUGACAAUGAGGAGUUUGACUGCAGGACUCCUGAGGACUGGUUAGCUCUGGGUUUUGAGCUAGACUCAACUGACCACAAACCUGUCCCAGCCAAGGCCCUCCUGCCAACCAGUGACAACAUCUCAGACACUGAGUACAUGUGGCAGUCUGUGGGGGUUCUGGACUAUUGCCCUGAGAAGAAGCAGUACCUGGUUCAGAAAGCGGAUCCACUCGGCCGGAUCAGAGACAGAAACGGAAAACCAGCUGUGCCUGGAGCUCAGCGGAACAAAGGCAAGUUGCUGGCAGGUCAGUUUUGGGUUCCGCGGAUCAGGCUGAUGUUCUGUGCUGAGGACCCGCGCAUUUUUGCUCAGAGGGUCCAGUUUGCCCUCAACUCCAGGAAGACCACCGAAGCCAUGCUGCUCUACAAUCUCUGUGUGGACUGCAUGCCGUUCUCCAGCGUGACGCCCACUCUCGAUCCUACCAGCCUCCAGCGCAUCAGAGACUUCACCCUCAGCACACCGGGCCUCAAACUGCCGCUUCUCCAAGAGCGUAUGAAACGUCUGGAGAAGGAGGUUGAGCUGCAUUACAAUCGCACCAUGAACAAACUGAGCUUUGACUGGGUCGUGCAGAAUAAACCUGAGGAGUUCUCUCAUAUCACCCUGCCCCAGGAGGAACCAGAGAGCGUGCCCCAAUCAGGCUUGGUGGCUGUGCCAGACUACCCCUUUAAGAAGAAUCGUGCUGCCUUUGCCUUCAACUACCUGCUGACCAAGCCAGAGGUCCUCUCAGCUCUAUCGAAGGUUAGAGUAGAGUGCGACCGAGUUGCAGCCAUGAGCCUCUUCCAAGUCAAAUCCUUCAAGCCUCUACGCCUAGAAGAGUUUGAGCUGGCUCAGUCCCAAACAUACACACAGGUGCAACUCUUCCUAAAAGAUUCCUGGGUGUCCACUCUGUGUCAGGGGAUCUGCUCCAGCCUGAGGCACGUGGGUAAAGGUUGGUUUAACCUGAAGGAGUCCUGUUGGGAAGUGUACCGCAUGUCCAAGAUGUGUCGAAUGAUGGCAUUGGUGCGCUACAGCCUGCAGGACUCGCUGCGUUUCCUGGUGCAGGACUCGCUGGCCAGCCUGGCCAAGCUGCUGAUGGACGCCUGCCACAGUGUGCUGGACUGCCCGUCUGAGCUCACCUGGGGGCCUGACCUUAUCAACAGCCCAUACAUGCCCAAGAAAAAACCAAUAUUCUCAGUGGGUCUGGUGAUUGAUCAGAGUGGAGUCCACUAUAGCACUCCGCUGGAGAACUUUGAGACCUCUGUUAUCAACCUAAUGGACAAAGGCAUCCUGUCCACACAUAAUGUGCCUCAACUGGAGAAGUUUGUGAUGGAGAAUUUGUUCAUCAGUGGAGUUCCUCUGCUGGAGUCGGUGGGUCUGUAUGAGCUGGAAGUGAAAAAGCUCAGAAAGAGAAUAAGUCGUACCCUCAGCCAGGCUGCCAUUCCUCUCCGAGCCUACGCCCGAGAAUACGAGGGUUACCUGGAUCUGCACAACUCUGACAUCAACACCCUUCUGAAGCAUCACAGUGAGGAGAACAUCACCCCAGCAGACGUGAAGCGGGAGGUGGAGAGGCACCUGAUGGAGAAAGAGAAUUUAGAAAAGUCUCUCCCAUCCACUAUUAUUAUCGGGCCGUUCUUGGUUGUUGUGGAGACUGUGCGACGGAAUCUGUCGGAGAAAUGCAGCACACUUGCCAAUGCUGUGUUGGACAGCUUUGCUCUGAAGCUUCGCAAUCAAGUGGAUCAGGCAUGUGAGGAGUGCAAAUCCAUCAGCAGAAGGCUGUAUGAAAAGCCUGACAGCAUCGAGGAGCUGACAGAACAGAGGGAGUGGAUCAAACAAAUCCCAGAUCAGCUGAAAGCUCAUGAAGAGCUGUUAUCAAAAGUCAUGACUGACUAUGAAGUAAUAGAUGAGUUUUUCUACAAUCUCCCCAAUGAGGAUUUCAAAGCAAAGUGGGCAGCGAAGGCUUGGCCCCUGAAGAUCCUCACUCAGAUAGAAAGUGUGCAGGUACAGCACCAGGAGGACGAGGACCGCUUCCAGAAGAUUCAGCUGGCUGACCAGAACAACUUCCAGGAGCGUCUGGAGUCCUUACAGAUGGUGGUUGCAGGUUUUUCAGCCUACACAGAUGUUAAUCGAGCUCAUGAGGUGGCGAAUGAAGUGCGGCGUAUUGGAAAGCAGCUGAAGGAGUCUCAGGCCAUGGCUCAGGUUUAUAAUAACCGUGAACGCCUCUUCAGCAUCCCUGUCACCAAUUACGAUCGGCUUCAGAAGCUUAUCCGAGACUUCCAGCCGUUCCAGGACCUGUGGUUGACCACCUCAGAUUGGCUACGGUGGCAUGACGGCUGGCUCAAUAACCCGCUGUCCACUAUCGACCCAGAAGAGCUGGAGCGCAGUGUCAGUGAUGCCUACAAAACCAUGCACAAGUGUGUCAAACAGUUAAAAGAUGUACCAGCCUGUCAGGAAAUGGCAUCCUACGUUCGUGGCAUCAUCGAGGACUUCCGGCCCUUCAUCCCGCUGUUCCAGGGCCUGCGGAACCCGGGCAUGCGCAGCCGGCACUGGGAGCUGCUGUCCGAGCGCAUUCAGAUGAAUGUGAUGCCGAAAGCCAGCCUCACGUUCUCCCGCUGCCUGGAGCUCGGCCUCGAGCAGCACGUGGAUGAGAUCGCCCGGGUCGCAGAAGUGGCUGCUAAAGAGUAUGGCAUCGAGCAGGCUCUGGACAAGAUGCAGCAUGAAUGGUCAUCUGUGGAAUUUGAGGUUUUGCCAUAUAAGAACACGGGAACCUAUAUCCUGAAGAGUCCUGACGAGGCGUCUCAGCUGCUGGAUGAUCACAUCGUGAUGACCCAGAGUAUGUCCUUCUCACCGUACAAGAAGCCGUUCGAGGAAAGGAUCAGCGCCUGGGAGAGCAAGCUCAGGAUGACUCAGGAUGUCCUGGAAGAGUGGCUGACCUGCCAGCGCUCCUGGCUCUACCUGGAGCCGAUCUUCAGCUCGGAUGACAUCAACAGGCAGUUGCCCUUGGAGGGGAAGAGGUACCAAACUGUGGAGGGCACCUGGAGGAAGGUGAUGAAGGGAGCUAAUGAGAAAAGACAGGUGAUUGAACUCUGCCCAGACCCUCGUCUGUUGGACAGCCUAAGGAACUGCAACAUGCUUCUGGAGCAGGUGCAGAAAGGGCUGAGUGAAUACCUGGAGACCAAACGUGGAGCUUUCCCCAGAUUCUAUUUCUUGUCUGAUGACGAACUUUUGGAGAUUCUAUCUCAGACCAAAGACCCAACAGCUGUUCAGCCUCACCUGCGCAAAUGCUUUGAGAACAUCGCCCGGCUCCAUUUCCAGCCAGACCUGCAGAUCACACACAUGUACUCUGCAGAAGGAGAGGAGGUCAAGCUGUUCCUCCCAGUGUGGCCUUCUGGGAAUGUGGAGGACUGGCUGCGUGACGUGGAGAAGUCCAUGAAGCUCAGUCUACGGGACUGUAUCGACCGAUCCCUCAGGGUCUACCCAGAGGAACCUCGCACAAAGUGGGUGCUGUCGUGGCCUGGGCAGGUGGUGAUCGCGGGCUGCCAGACGUUCUGGACCACAGAAGUCUCAGAGGCUCUGGAGAAGGGAGACCUGGCUGAGAGACUUUACCCUCAGCUCCAGAUACAGCUGGGGGACCUUGUGCAGUUAGUACGGGGCCGCCUGUCUAAAAUGCAGAGGACCAUCCUCUCUGCUCUCAUCGUGAUUGAAGUGCACGCUAAAGACGUGGCCGCCAAGUUGGUAGAAGAGGGCGUGGCCAGCGUCAAUGACUUUGAGUGGAUAAGCCAGCUCAGAUAUUACUGGAUGAGAGAUGAUUUGUACAUCAGAGCGGUGAAUGCUGAGUUUCUCUAUGGCUACGAGUACCUGGGUAACUCGGGUCGACUGGUCAUCACCCCACUGACAGACCGGUGUUAUCUGACCCUGAUGGGCGCUCUGCACCUGAAGUUCGGAGGAGCCCCAGCAGGUCCAGCUGGCACAGGAAAGACUGAGACCACCAAAGACUUGGGCAAAGCUCUGGCCAUUCAGACUGUUGUCUUCAACUGCUCAGACCAGCUUGACUUCCUCGCCAUGGGCAAGUUCCUCAAAGGUCUGGCUAGUUCCGGGGCCUGGGCAUGUUUUGAUGAGUUUAACCGCAUUGAUGUGGAGGUGCUGUCGGUUGUGGCUCAGCAGAUUGCCACCAUUCAAAAGGCCCAGCAGCAAAGGGUGGAGAGGUUUGUGUUUGAGGGAACAGAAAUCCCACUUGUUCCUUCAUGCGCUGUUUUCAUCACCAUGAACCCAGGCUACGCCGGCCGAACUGAACUGCCCGACAACUUAAAGGCUCUUUUCCGUCCAGUUGCUAUGAUGGUUCCAGACUACGCCAUGAUUGCUGAGAUUUCGCUGUACUCCUUCGGCUUCAGUGACGCCAAAGUGCUGUCCAAAAAGAUCACCAGCACCUUCAAGCUCUCCUCCGAGCAGCUCAGCUCCCAGGAUCAUUAUGACUUCGGGAUGAGAGCUGUGAAAACGGUCAUCUCUGCUGCCGGAAACCUGAAGAGGGAGAAUCCUGAGAUGAAUGAGGAGCUGAUCUGUCUGCGUGCAAUCAGAGACGUAAACGUCCCCAAGUUCCUGCAGGACGACCUUAAGCUCUUCAACGGCAUCGUGUCCGACCUUUUCCCCAAAACCCGCGAGGAGCCCAUCGAUUACGGCAGCCUGGAGGAGUCAAUCCGCAAAGUCUGCGAUGACAAAUGUCUGAAGGACGUUAAUGGCUACAUUACAAAGAUUAUUCAGCUGUAUGAGACCACAGUGGUGAGACAUGGCCUGAUGCUGGUGGGACCGUCAGGUUCAGGUAAAACUAAGUGUUACGAGGUGCUGGCAGCAGCCAUGACCGCUCUGCAGGGUCAAGCCUCGGUCAGCGGCGGCGUGUACGAGGCUGUGCAGACGUACGUCCUCAACCCAAAGUCCAUCACUAUGGGGCAGCUGUAUGGAGAGUUUGACCUGCUGACCCACGAGUGGACCGAUGGGAUCCUGUCGUCUCUGAUCCGCACUGGAGCCGCUGCCAUGGACGAGGAGAAGAAGUGGUACAUGUUUGAUGGUCCUGUUGAUGCUGUGUGGAUUGAGAACAUGAACACAGUGCUGGACGACAACAAGAAGCUGUGCUUGAGUUCAGGGGAGAUCAUCAAACUCUCUGAUGUGAUGACACUGAUGUUUGAGGUGCAGGAUCUGGCUGUGGCGUCUCCAGCUACAGUGUCUCGCUGUGGAAUGGUGUAUUUGGAGCCCAGUAUUUUGGGGCUCUCUCCGUUCACGGAGUGCUGGCUGCGCACUAUUCCCACUCUGCUGCAGCCGUACGCUCAGCAGCUCGACUCACUCUUCACCCGGUUCCUGCAGCACUCGAUCACAUUUGUGCGGAAGUCGGUAACUGAAGUGAUCACCACGAUGGACAGCAACCUGACCUGCUCUCUGCUCAAACUGCUAGACUGCUUCUUCCAGCCUUUUGUUCCACAGGAGGGAGAGAGGCCUCCUUCUCAGGAGAAGUUGGACCGUGUGUGUGAGCUGAUUGAACCUUGGUUUAUCUUUUCUCUUGUAUGGAGUGUUGGGGCCACUGGAAACGCUGCAAGCCGCCAACGCUUCAGCUCCUGGCUCAGGGAGAAGAUGGUCCAGGAGAAGAUAGAGUUGUGCUUCCCAGAGGAGGGACUGGUGUACGACUACCAACUGGAUGAUUCAGGAAUCAGUAACCUGCAUGAGGAUGAUGAAGAUGGCAAGGAGGGGAAGGUUCAUUGGGUCAACUGGAUGAAGUACGCUGCAGAUGUUGUCAUCACCCCAGAAACCAGCUACUCUGACAUCAUUGUGCCCACUGCUGACACCAUACGCAUGUCCUUCUUGAUGGACAUGCUGCUGUCCAAUAAGAAGCCAGUGCUGUGCAUUGGGCCCACAGGCACAGGGAAGACGUUGACUAUGUCCGAUAAACUGCUGAAUAACAUGCCAGCUGAGUACAUUACACACUUCCUCACAUUCUCAGCUCGCACUUCUGCUAACCAGACUCAGGAUUUAAUCGACAGCAAGCUGGAUAAAAGACGGAAGGGUGUGUUCGGUCCUCCACUGGGGAAGUACUUCAUCUUCUUCAUCGAUGACCUUAACAUGCCCAUGCUGGAGACUUACGGAGCGCAGCCGCCCAUCGAGCUCCUGCGCCAGUGGAUGGACCAUGGGGGCUGGUAUGACAGAAAGCAGAUAGGAACCUUUAAGCAGUUGGUGGACAUCAAUUUCGCCUGUGCCAUGGGUCCUCCCGGCGGAGGCCGGAACCCCAUUACCCAGCGUUUCACCCGCCACUUCAACUGCCUCUCCUUCACAGAGAUGGCGGACUCCAGCAAGAGGACCAUCUUCUCCACCAUCCUGGGCAGCUGGAUGGAAAAGGCUCCUCAGCUGCUGCCACUGAAUGAGCCGGUGGUGGACGCCACUAUUAAGGUUUAUUCCACCAUCACCUCUGAGCUGCUGCCCACCCCGGCCAAAUCCCACUACACUUUCAACCUGCGCGACCUGUCUAAGGUGUUCCAAGGGCUGCUCAUGGCUGAGGCUGGAAAGAUAGAGGAUAAGGUUCAGCUGCUGCAGCUGUGGUACCACGAGAGCUGCCGUGUGUUCCAGGACCGGCUGGUCAGUGCAGAAGACAGAGACUGGUUCGAUCAGCUCCUCCAGCAGCGCAUUAAGGAGUUCGGCUGCAGCUUCCAGGAGGUGGUGCCCCACCGGCCUCUUCUCUUCGGAGACUUCAUGAUCCAUGGUGCUGAGAACAGAGUAUACCAACUUAUUGAAGACAGAGAGAAGCUGGUGCGGGUCGUAGAGGAGUAUAUGGAGGACUAUAAUCAAGUCAGCACCACUAAAAUGAAGCUGGUGCUCUUCAUGGACGCCAUCCAGCACGUGUGCCGAAUAAGCCGGAUCCUUCGGCAGCCGCUGGGGAACGCUCUGCUGCUGGGGGUCGGAGGCAGCGGCCGCCAGUCCCUAACCAAACUGGCCACAUACAUAUCUGAGUACGAGUGCUUCCAGAUCGAGCUGUCUAAGAACUAUGGCGUAGCAGAGUGGAGGGAGGACAUUAAGAGCAUUAUGAUGAAGGCUGGCCUGAGGAACGUUCAGAUCACCUUCCUGUUUGUCGAUACGCAGAUUAAGAGCGAGUCCUUCCUGGAGGACAUUAACAACAUCCUGAACUCGGGCGAUGUGCCGAACCUGUACAGCGCGGAUGAACAGGAAAGAAUCCUGACCUCUAUGAAGCCCGUGGUGCAGGACCUCGGCCAGCAGCCCACCAAGGCCAACCUCAUGGCUGCUUACGUCAAAAGAGUCCGCAGCAACAUCCACACUGUGCUCUGCAUGAGUCCAAUCGGGGAGGUGUUCCGGGCGAGGCUCCGGCAGUUCCCCUCUCUGGUCACCUGCUGCACGAUCGACUGGUUCAGUGCCUGGCCACAGGAGGCGCUGUUGUCUGUGGCGGCGUCCUUCCUCAACGAGCUGCCUGAGCUGGAGGCCAGCCCUGCUGCCCUCAAAGGCCUGACAAUGAUGUGUGUGGAGAUCCAUCAAAUGGUGGCCCAGAAGUGUGAGCAGUACCGGGCUGAACUCUCCCGCUACAACUACGUCACACCUAAGAGCUACCUGGAACUUCUUAGUAUCUUCUCUAAUCUGAUUGGCCGGAAAAAGCAGGAGCUGCAUGGAGCUCGGCAGCGCAUGAAAACCGGUUUGGACAAGCUCCUGAGCACAGCUGAGGAUGUGAGUAAGAUGCAGGAGGAGCUGGAGACGACGCGGCCUCUCCUGGAACAAGCAGCCAAAGACACUGUCGUCACGAUGGAGAAAAUCAAGGAAGAUACAAUGGUUGCGGAGGAGACUCGUGCUGCGGUGCAGGAGGAGGAAGCUAAAGCAACUGAGAAAGCUAAAAUAUCAGGAGCCAUCGCCGCAGACGCUCAGAAAGACCUGGAUGAAGCACUUCCUGCUUUGGACGCUGCUCUGACCAGCCUGAAAUCUCUUAACAAGAAUGAUGUCACUGAGGUAAGGGGAAUGCAGAGACCUCCUCAAGGUGUGAAGCUGGUCGUUGAGGCGCUCUGCAUUAUGAAAGGCAUCCCACCUAAGAGGGUGGCUGGUGAGAAGCCUGGAACCAAAGUGGAUGACUACUGGGAACCUGGCAAGGGUCUUCUGCAGGACCCCGGGAAAUUCCUGGAGAGUCUAUUCAAGUUUGAUAAGGACAAUAUCCCGGACUCUGUCAUAAAACUGGUGCAGCCGUACAUAGACAACGAGGAAUUCCAGCCGGCCUCCAUUGCCAAAGUGUCCAAAGCCUGCACGUCCAUCUGCCAGUGGGUGCGAGCCAUGCACAAGUACCACUUUGUGGCCAGAGCUGUGGAACCCAAACGACAAGCUCUUGCAGAAGCACAGAAAGACCUGGCAGUAACGCAGCGUGUUCUAGAUGAGGCCAAAACCAAGCUGGCGGCGGUGGAGGAGGGCAUCGCCACCUUACAAGCCAAAUACCAGGAGUGCCUGGCCAAUCGUGACGAACUGGAGAGCAAGUGUCAGCUGUGUGAGGGCAGACUGAUCAGAGCAGACAAGCUGAUUGGAGGGCUGGCUGAUGAGAAGGUGCGCUGGAGUGAGACGGUGCAGCACUUGGAGUAUCUGGUGGAGAACGUAGCUGGAGACGUGCUGCUGGCUGCAGGAUACGUGGCCUACCUUGGACCAUUUACUGGCGAGUAUAGAGCCUCGAUGGUUGAGGAGUGGUUGCGUGGUUUUAAGGAGCAGCAGGUUCCCCACACAGCCGAGCCAAACCUCAUCUCCACCCUCGGAGACAAAGUCAAGAUCCGCUCCUGGCAGAUCGCAGGCCUGCCCAAGGAUAACCUCUCUGUUGAAAAUGGAGUGAUCACUCAGUAUUCACAGUGCUGGCCUCUGUUCAUAGACCCUCAGGGUCAGGCCAAUAAGUGGAUUAAAAAUAUGGAGCGUGAUAAAGGACUGGAUGUGAUGAAGCUCAGCGACAGGGACUUCCUUCGUAAUUUGGAGAACGCCAUACGGUUUGGGAAGCCUUGCCUGCUGGAGAAUAUAGGGGAGGAGCUGGACCCUGCGCUGGACCCUGUUCUGCUGAGACAGACAUAUAAGCAGCAGGGCACUACAGUACUGAAACUGGGAGAUACUGUUAUUCCAUAUCACAAUGACUUCAAGAUGUACAUCACCACCAAGCUUCCCAAUCCACACUACUCACCUGAGAUAUCCACCAAGGUCACCCUCAUCAACUUCACUCUCUCACCCAGUGGUCUGCAGGACCAGCUGCUGGGCCGGGUGGUGGCUGAGGAGAGGCCGGAUCUGGAGGAGGCGAAGAAUCAGCUGAUCGUGAGUGGUGUUCAGAUGAAGCAGGAGCUGAAGGAGAUCGAGGAUCAGAUCCUGCUCCGCCUCAGCUCGUCUGAGGGGAACCCUGUAGAUGAUGAGGAGCUCAUCCGAGUGCUGGGAGCCUCCAAGCUUAAAGCCGGAGAGAUCCAGGCUAAAGUGAAGGUAGCAGAGGAGACCGAGCAGGACAUUGAUGCGACGCGGUUGGAGUAUGUCCCCGUGGCCGUUCGCACCCAGAUCCUCUUCUUCUGUGUGUCUGAUCUGUCCAAUGUAGACCCCAUGUACCAGUACUCACUGGAAUGGUUCCUUGGCAUCUUCUUAGCUGGCAUCGCUAAGUCAGAACGGGCAGACACACUGGAGCAGCGCAUCAUCAACAUUAAUGAAUAUUUCACAUUCAGCCUCUACAGCAACGUGUGCCGCAGUCUGUUCGAAAAACACAAGCUCAUGUUCGCCUUCCUGCUGUGCGCUCGCAUCAUGAUGAACGACAAUAUGAUUGACAUGGCUGAAUGGCAGUACAUGCUCUCUGGAGGAACAGUCCAGCAGCAGCUGCCCAACCCAUCGUCCAGCUGGUUAUCAGAGCGAGCCUGGCAGGAACUGGUGGCCCUCAGCGAUCUGCCCAACUUUAGAGGCCUCGCUGACACUUUCUCUGAACAUGAGCUUCAAUACAAGGCCAUCUUUGACAGCAGCCACCCACACAGAGAGCCUCUUCCAGGUGAGUGGUGCAGUAAACUGGACAAUUUUCAGCGUUUGCUGGUGCUGCGCUGUCUGCGCGUGGAUCAUCUCACACACGGCCUACAGGACUUUGUAUCUGCGCAGUUGGGCCAGCGUUUUAUAGAGCCUCAGACGUCGGAUCUGUCUGCGGUCUUUCAGGAGUCAUCACCGUCCACUCCGCUCAUCUUCGUGCUGUCUCCUGGCACAGACCCCGCCGCUGACCUCUACAAAUUCGCUGACGUCAUGAAGUUCUCCAAGAAAAUGAGUGCCAUCUCACUGGGCCAGGGCCAGGGCCCCUGGGCUGAAGCGAUGAUGCAGAGUGCGAUGGAGAAAGGGGAAUGGGUGUUCUUCCAAAACUGCCACCUCGCCCCCAGCUGGAUGCCCUCCUUAGAGAGACUCAUUGAGAAUAUUGACCCCAGCAAGGUCCAUCGGGAUUUCCGUCUUUGGCUCACCAGCCUCCCCAGCAACAGGUUCCCAGUUUCCAUCUUACAGAACGGAUCUAAAAUGACCAUCGAGCCGCCGCGGGGCAUCAAGGCCAACCUGCUGAAGACCUACAUGAGCCUGAGCGAUGACGUCAUCAACUCCUGCUCCAAGACUGCAGAGUUUAAGUCUCUGCUGCUGUCUCUGUGUCUGUUCCACGCCAUCGCUAUUGAGCGCAGGAAGUUCGGACCGCUGGGCUUCAACAUCCCGUACGAGUUUACAGAUGGAGAUUUGCAAAUUUGCAUCAGCCAGCUCAAAAUGUUCCUUAACGAGUACCAGGACAUCCCCUUCAAGGUGCUGAAGUACACUGCUGGUGAGAUUAAUUACGGGGGUCGUGUAACAGACGAUUGGGACCGCCGCUGCAUUAUGAACGUGCUGGAGGAUUUCUACUGUCCGGCUGUUCUGAACCCGAACCAUAUCUACUCGGCUUCUGGAGAGUACCGUCAGAUCAGCACCGACCUGAACGUCAGGGACUACCUGGCGUAUAUACGGAAUUUACCCAUCAACGACACGCCUGAGAUAUUCGGCCUGCACGACAACGCCAACAUCAGCUUCGCCCAGAACGAAACGUUCGCCCUGCUGGGAGCCGUCGUCCGGCUGCAGCCCAGAGCAGCUUCCAGUGGGGGUAAAGCCAGGGAGGAGAUUGUGGAGGAGAUUGUGGCUGGAAUCAUGGAGAAAAUUCCCAACCCCUUCAACGUGCAGGAAGUCAUCACCAAGUACCCAGUGAUGUAUGAGGAGUCUAUGAACACUGUGCUGAUCCAGGAGGUUAUCAGGUAUAAUAAGUUGUUAGCAGUGAUCUCUCGGAGUCUCAGUGAUCUGGUGAAGGCCCUGAAAGGUUUGGUGGUGAUGUCAUCAGAGCUGGAGCUCAUGGCUAACAGUCUCUUCAUCAAUGCUGUUCCAGAAAUGUGGAAAACCAAGGCGUACCCAUCUCUGAAGCUGCUGGGCUCCUGGGUGUCGGACCUGCUGCAGCGCAUCAGGUUCCUGAACGAUUGGAUCUCUGGCGGCAUUCCCUCCGUGUUCUGGAUCAGCGGAUUCUUCUUUCCACAGGCCUUCCUGACCGGCACUCUGCAGAACUUCGCCCGCCACGCCGUCCUCUCCAUCGACGCCGUCAGCUUCGGCUUUAAGGUGAUGAAGCAGCCGGUGGUGGAGUUAACAAAGCGUCCGGAGUCGGGCUGCUACAUUCACGGCCUGUUUGUGGAAGGAGCUCGCUGGGAUCCCCUCGCUGGCCUGCUCACCCAAUCACGGCCCAAAGAGCUCUACACAGAGAUGGCCGUUAUCUGGAUGAUCCCUGUGCCCAACCGCAAACCCCCUCAGUCUGGCGUCUACAUCUGCCCCAUCUACAAAACACUCACACGCGCUGGAACUCUGUCCACCACUGGUCACUCCACCAACUACGUGAUUGCAGUGGAGCUGCCCACGGACCAAAGCCAGCAGCACUGGAUCAAGCAAGGGGUGGCGCUAAUAUGUGCUCUGGACUACUGAACACACACAUGCCACACACACACACACAGCCAUAUAUACACACAGCACACACACAGCCAUAUAUACACACAGCACACACACAGCCAUAUAUACACACAGCACACACACAGCCAUAUAUACACACAGCACACACACAGCCAUAUAUACACACACCACACACACAGCCAUAUAUACACACACAGAAGCACCCACUCUCUUUCUCACACACAGUGUCUUGGCAGGAAGUUCACACUGAACCAGUUUACUAUUUAAAACUCUUUUCUGAUAAACGUGUUUUUAUAUGCCAGCACUUGUUCUCACACUUGUAAUCUGUCAAUCAAAUACUGUCAGAGCACUUCAACAAUAAAGUUUCCUUCAGCA
Messenger RNA from Astyanax mexicanus (Mexican tetra), 13094 nucleotides. RefSeq names its product dynein, axonemal, heavy chain 1 (gene dnah1). Gene Ontology annotation, molecular function: dynein light intermediate chain binding; ATP binding; dynein intermediate chain binding. The coding region runs from base 93 to 12734 and encodes 4213 amino acids. The record is from RefSeq and is a predicted model, not a curated record. The transcript has 78 exons. Gene Ontology annotation, cellular component: dynein complex. Gene Ontology annotation, biological process: microtubule-based movement. NCBI's taxonomy places the organism in Eukaryota, Metazoa, Chordata, Actinopteri, Characiformes, Acestrorhamphidae.